Durio zibethinus is the source of this 1340-nucleotide messenger RNA. Its product is annotated as transcription initiation factor TFIID subunit 7-like. Gene Ontology annotation, molecular function: RNA polymerase II general transcription initiation factor activity. Gene Ontology annotation, biological process: RNA polymerase II preinitiation complex assembly; transcription initiation at RNA polymerase II promoter. Lineage: Eukaryota; Viridiplantae; Streptophyta; Magnoliopsida; Malvales; Malvaceae. The record is from RefSeq and is a predicted model, not a curated record. Gene Ontology annotation, cellular component: transcription factor TFIID complex.
AGAAGGCCGAAAUCGAAGAAACAAAAGAAAAUAAGAAGGGUUCGAUUCUUCGCUCUUUAAUUCAAUUCAAUUGAAAAACAGAUGUAGAAGGCCAAAAUUGCAGAAACUGGACUUCACGUAAAUUUGAGAUUUUGUGUCUGGGCUGAAGACUCCAAUCAGAUUAGCUUCACUUUUGUCUGAUUGAUUGGCAGGCAUGGAUGAGCAAUUCAUUCUUAGAGUUCCUCCUUCUCUUGCUGAACGCAUAGAUCGCCUUCUAAGUGAAAAUGCUUCAUCUUCUGAGGACAAAUCACUUGAUUUGGUAUUUUCUGCAGACGAUGGACGGACUGGUACAUUUGUCAUUGGCAAUGAUUAUUUCCCUGCAUCUCUUUUGGAUCUUCCUUGUGUUGUUGAGUCAUACAAAACUUACGAUGAUAGUGCCCUAGUUAAGACAGCUGAUGUUGGCCAGAUGAUUUUGGUCAGAGAGUCAGGAGAAGCUUCUCAAGAUGUGGUGGAGUACAGGCAUGGUCUGACCCCUCCGAUGAGGGAUGCACGGAAGCGAAGAUUUCGUAGGGAGCCAGAUUUAAAUCCAGAGUUUGUACAACGUGUUGAAAAAGAUUUAGUGAACAUCAUGUCUGGAGGAACUGUUGAAAAUCUUGAUGCUGAAGCCAAUGGGCAGGGAGAAGCUGGUGAUGAGAAUGCUCGCAAUGCAAAUACGAAAGCUCCAGUUGCUGCUGCUGCAGCUGCUGCAAAGCCCGAGGUUUCAGGACCAGGAGGCAAUGCUGGGGAGCCUGAUGGAACUGACUCUGAUGAUUCUGAUGAUUCAAUGUGAAUUCAAGUUUCAAGCACGGCUUUUAUAGUUAUGUGAUUUAGCUGAGGAUUUCGAUACCGUCAGUUUUUCAGAUGUGCUUUUGAAGAUGGUUCACAGCAUCACAAUUUAUAGGGUUGGCUGAGAACCAGGCUCUACUAUUAUCAAACCCUAUCUCUCCCCUCCUUGUAAUCUUCCUCUUUUCUUUUUUUGUUUUUUGUUUAAUUUUGUUAUCCACCCUUUCAACUCUGCUUGUGGUUUGAAAAAUUGGGGUGAAUUUUGGAUUAAUACUAAAAAAUAAAAAGCCAUAAAACACAGUAGUAAAGAAAUUGCAACAACAGUGUAAAUUCCAUCUUUGCAAAACUAUCUGAAUUGGGUUUGAAUUUGGAAAAGGCUUGUUUGGACUUUGGAGCGUGUAUUAGUCCAUUCUCCAUAUCAAAACUUAACAAAUUUCUAACCAAAACUUUUCAGUUUAGGCUGGAUUAGCUAGUUCUAGCAUGUUAUUUGAAUAGUAUUAACCAAAAAAAAAAAGGAAAAAAGAAAGAAAAUGUAUAGA